Panicum virgatum (switchgrass) is the source of this 1684-nucleotide messenger RNA. Its product is annotated as 60S ribosomal protein L35-2. The record is from RefSeq and is a predicted model, not a curated record. Lineage: Eukaryota; Viridiplantae; Streptophyta; Magnoliopsida; Poales; Poaceae. Gene Ontology annotation, biological process: translation; protein insertion into mitochondrial inner membrane; maturation of LSU-rRNA from tricistronic rRNA transcript (SSU-rRNA, 5.8S rRNA, LSU-rRNA). The transcript is spliced from 5 exons. Gene Ontology annotation, cellular component: TIM22 mitochondrial import inner membrane insertion complex; ribosome; cytosolic large ribosomal subunit. The coding region runs from base 172 to 537 and encodes 121 amino acids. Gene Ontology annotation, molecular function: transmembrane protein transporter activity; mRNA binding; structural constituent of ribosome.
CGACAGGCCUCCUUGCCCAGCCCAUGAGGUAUUGGCCGAGACCAACGGGCUGAAUCACGCAAGCAGGCCCUCGCCGGAACGACCAAGUCGUUGAAGCCCGAACCUCUCCACUCACUCAAGCCGUGUGCUCCGUCACCGCGAGGCACCACCGCCGGCGCCGCCAUCGCGCGGAUGGCUGCUUCCGCCGGCGCAACGACUCCGGAGGCAACUUCGCCGUUCUCCGAGGACCGGAGGGAGCGGAUCAUCAUCCCGGUCGCCGCCGCCGGGGUGGUCGGAGCAGCGUUCGGGCUGCUGUCGCGGCACCGGGCGCGCCUUGGCGCCGCCCGCGCUGCUGUCACCUACGCCGCUAACCUUGCCAUCGUCGCCGGGUGCUACGGAGGAGCACGUGAACUCGCAAGAGAUGCUCGAGCCACAACACCCGAUGAUCCCAUGAAUUCUGUUGUUGGUGGGCUAGCAAGUGGAGCUGUUCUCGGUCGAAUACAAGGUGGUAAGGCGAAGCGUGGCGACCCACCCCCUUCCGGACGCCUAGGCGAGUAAGGCGCGCGGCGAGGCGACGCCAUACUAUAUAUCAUAAUCUAGGAUGAAGUGCAUAAACCUACCUUGUUGCUGUCAAGUCUGAAACCGAGAGUAGCAAGUAGCAAAACUAAGCAAAAUGCAGUAAGAUGCAAUCACAUGAAUCAAUCAUAAUAGAUGCAGUGGAGCAGAGCAGCCAAUGUUGUUUGCCUCCUAACGCAAGAAGCACAGCAGAACAGAGCAGAGCAGAGUAUGUCCAAGCAGGAAGCAGAGCAGAACAGAGCAGAGCAGAGGAAUGGAGAGGAAGAGGUAUGUGCACUGUGAGCAGACCGGGAGGACAAGGAGGCGGAGCGGAAGACAGAGCAGAAGGGGAACGAGUCGACGAGCACCUGGAUCUAGAUGUGGGCGGACUGGAUUGGUUGCAGCAGAAGGGAUGGGAGCCGCCAGACCAAGGUGCGGGCGCACCUGGGCUGAGGCCACGCGCCGCCGGUGAGGAUUCCAGGUGCGGCAACCCUUUCUCCUUCCCUCUCUCUGAAUCCGCCCUCCCUCUGUCUUCCAGGUGCCGGCGGGCCUGCGCCCUCUUCUUCCCUUCUCUCGUUCUUAAUCCUGCUGGCGGGAAGUUAGGCGCACGGAUUUCACCCGCACGCCCCGACUCUCCCGAUUCCCCGCGCGCGCAUCUCUCUCGCGCGCCCACUCGUUUUCACCCGCGCGCGUCCCUCGUCAAAUCGCCGUGCGGCGCCCGACUUUCUGAAAAUCGACACCAUGCCCGCCUAGGCGACGACUCCGGAUGCCAUACUGUCGUGGGAUUUCUGGGGUACCCAUAGCCGGGUGGCGGAACGCACCCGCCUAUUCCCAGAGAAGGAGUACUCGGGAAGGUACUAGGCGAUUGGGCUAAUCUAGCUCUGAGUCAAGCACAUAAGAACACACGAUCUAGAGUGGUUCGGGCCGCCGGAGCGUAAUACCCUACAUCCACUGGGAGAGGUAUUGAUCUUGGUUGUGUAUGAACCUAUCCUCAGCCGGGUCUUGGCUUUUUGCCAGCCUGAGUUUUCUUCUAGCGAACGCCCCCCUUUUAUAUGACCAAGGGGUGCGGAUACAUAGGACGUUGAUGCCCCGACAGGUGGGCCCAACGUGACUGUGCAGCGUACUGCGCAGAGUAAUUAAAUGGCUACAG